This is a messenger RNA of Camarhynchus parvulus, 975 nucleotides long. It is a transcript of the gene VPS28, whose product is annotated as VPS28 subunit of ESCRT-I. Gene Ontology annotation, biological process: protein transport to vacuole involved in ubiquitin-dependent protein catabolic process via the multivesicular body sorting pathway. The record is from RefSeq and is a predicted model, not a curated record. Gene Ontology annotation, molecular function: protein-containing complex binding. The coding region runs from base 181 to 846 and encodes 221 amino acids. The transcript has 9 exons. Lineage: Eukaryota; Metazoa; Chordata; Aves; Passeriformes; Thraupidae. Gene Ontology annotation, cellular component: ESCRT I complex.
CCGAGCUUCGCCGGAAGAGGAGGGACGUGAGGGAGUGUUUACAGAAAGAAGCGAAAGCGCCGCGGAGCCGCCGGGACCGGACCGGGAUCAUCGGGAUCGGUAUUGUCGGGAUUCUCGGGAUUACCGGCAUCGGUAUCGAGAUCGAGGAGAGGGUCCAAAGCCCUCCAGGCUCAGCCGGGGAUGUUCCACGGCAUCGCGGGCCCGGCCGGGAUGGGCGCGCCCGGGAAUAAACCGGAGCUUUAUGAGGAGGUGAAGCUCUACAAGAACGCCCGGGAACGGGAGAAGUACGACAACAUGGCCGAGCUGUUUGCGGUGGUGAAGACGCUGCAGGCUCUGGAGAAGGCGUACAUCAAGGACUGCGUCACCCCCAACGAGUACACGGCGGCGUGCUCGAGGCUCCUGGUGCAGUUCAAGGCGGCGCUCAAGCAGGUGCAGGGAGGGGAGAUCGGCAACAUCGACGACUUCUGCCGCAAAUUCCGGCUGGAUUGUCCCCUGGCCAUGGAGCGGAUCCGCGAGGAUCGGCCGAUCACCAUCAAGGACGACAAAGGGAACCUGAACCGCUCUCUGUUGGGAAUUUUGCAGCUUUUCAUCACGGUCAUGGACAAACUGCGCCUGGAGAUCCGCGCCAUGGACGAGAUCCAGCCGGACCUGCGGGAGCUGAUGGAGACGAUGACGAGGAUGAGCGCGCUGCCGCCCGACUUCGAGGGACGCCAGAAAGUCAACUUGUGGCUGCAGACGCUGAGCGCGAUGUCGGCCUCGGACGAGCUGGACGAUUCCCAGGUGCGCCAGAUGCUCUUCGACCUCGAGUCCGCCUACAACGCCUUCAACCGCUUCCUGCACGCCUGAGAGCGCCGCAGACCAGUCCAAACCAGUCCAAACUGGUCCAAACCGGUUCAGACCAGUCCAAACUGGAGCCAGCAGAAGUUUGGGAUAAUAAAUGGGAGGAGAAAAAUCCCAAAAAUCCCCCAAAUCCGG